Messenger RNA from Durusdinium trenchii, 1068 nucleotides. NCBI's taxonomy places the organism in Eukaryota, Dinophyceae, Suessiales, Symbiodiniaceae. The record is from the annotation of a GenBank genome assembly.
AUGGCGUCCACGGAGCUGCGGCCCGGGCGGAAGAAGGCCCUGGCCUUGGAGGACACCGAGCUCCGGUCCCUGAGAAUUCCCUCGACCGCACACCGGGGCUCCUUGUCGCCCUCGAAGCAUUCCUACCUGCCGACCCUACAAGAGCAGGCUCGGGAGGAUCGGCCGGUCGCGAUCAGCGCGCAGAAGUUGGUCAACGAGUCCUUGGCCUUGGAGGCGGAGAAGAAGGGCGGUGGACAUCUCCCAGAAGCUCAGGUACUGACCGACCUCUCUGCGGAUGUCUUGGAGAAUGUCAAGGCCGAAUUCGUGGAGAACGGCGGCGCGCUGAACGGCGAGGACUUCGUCCGCGCCAUGUUGAGGAACUUGGACCUGGACCGGCCCGGCAAAUCGGCGCGUCAGGACAAGGAGGGGGAUCCAGCGCGCAAUGCCGCGGUGAAAGCUGCUGCGGUCAUGGACCUCUUCUCCCACAUGGAUGUGCAUGGUGAGAGUUCCGUCACAUGGGAGGAUGUCUCCAACUACUUCAUCGAGCAGGGCAUGUCAGGCGGUGACGAGUUCACGGUGGACAGUAUCAAGACCUAUGAGGUCAGUCAAGUCAAGGACGUCUCGAAGCACGAGACGCCCGUGGAGAAGUUGGUCUACUUAGAAUCGAUUGAUUCCUUAGUGUGUCUCUCGCGGGGCUCGCGGCAGUUCCGGCUCUACGACCCGAAGCGCUGCGUGCUGAAGGACACGGUGCACGGGCACCGUGGCACCGUCAUCAAUUGCUGCUAUGUGGAUGCUUGGAGUCAAAUCGCCACCACCGCCGCAGACAUGACGAUCUGCUUCUGGGAUUCGCAUCUCCAGCUGCGAAACCGCUUAGCUGCCAAGGACGUGCAACUUUGUCUGCAGUGGGACAGCCUCUCACGGAGUCUCUUCAGUGGUGCCAUUGAUGGCACGCUCAGCCGAUGGGAUCCUUGGCCGGUGUUUUGGGCACUUCUGCCGUGGAUUCGUAUCGCCACGAGACAAUACGAUCGCAGACAUCGGUAUAGAGGAGCAAAAAGACCAGGGUGGGUGGAAUCCAGAGGUGACCAGUAA